Molecule: messenger RNA, 2275 nt
Organism: Sesamum indicum (sesame)
Lineage: Eukaryota; Viridiplantae; Streptophyta; Magnoliopsida; Lamiales; Pedaliaceae
Product: zinc finger protein JACKDAW
Cellular component (GO): nucleus
Molecular function (GO): DNA-binding transcription factor activity
Source: RefSeq, a predicted model, not a curated record
GUAAGAUAAGGAGAGAGAAAAGAGGAAAGAAAAUAUUCUCCGGUGGAGCUUAGGUUUCAUGGCAUAUGGUAUUUUCUGCUAAGAUUCAAGAAACCAUGCAAGAAAAAGAAAAUCUCUGCUCCCACUUCACUACUGAUGUAAACUUUUUCAAUUAAUCUUCUCAUCUUUCUUUUCAGCAAAAAUCCACCAGGAUUUCUUCAGCCCUUUACCUAUUUUCAGCAAUUCCUUUUGUUUUUUUCUACCUUGUAAUUGGUUACUGCAACACACACACCCCAACUGCCAUCAGCUCUUUUGAACUUCAUCCCAAUAUCUUCUCUCCUUAAUUUCUCCACACAGAAGAUGAUGUCUGAUGAUGGGCUUUCUUCAGUUCCUCCAUCCAUUAGAGGAGGAGGAGGAGGAGGAGGAGGGUUCAUUCAAGAUCCAAACCUUGCCAACCCUUCUAAUAAUAUUAAUCCAAACCCUAAUUCAAAUCCAUCCAAGAGGAAAAGAAGUCUUCCAGGAACACCAGAUCCAGAUGCUGAAGUGAUAGCACUGUCCCCAAAGUCCCUGAUGGCAACAAACAGAUUCAUCUGUGAAAUCUGCAACAAGGGUUUUCAGAGGGACCAGAAUUUGCAGCUUCACAGGAGAGGCCACAAUCUUCCAUGGAAGCUCAAGCAAAGAACCAACAAAGAAGUGAAGAAGAAGGUUUACAUUUGCCCUGAGAAAACAUGCGUCCACCAUGACCCUUCAAGGGCACUUGGGGAUUUGACAGGAAUCAAGAAGCACUUCAGCAGAAAACAUGGUGAAAAGAAAUGGAAGUGUGAGAAAUGUUCAAAGAAGUAUGCCGUCCAGUCUGAUUGGAAAGCCCACAGCAAGAUUUGUGGAACUAGAGAGUAUAAAUGCGACUGUGGAACUCUCUUCUCCAGAAAGGAUAGCUUCAUCACACAUAGAGCCUUCUGUGAUGCACUAGCAGAAGAAAGUGCGAGGUUUACUCCAGUCCCGUCUGCAAAUUUGAGCUUCAGAAAUGAAUUGAUGAAUGGUGGGCUGAACAGCCUUCAAAAUCCUGGAAGUUCCCAGUUUUCAGGAAUCUUCAGGCCAGAACUUGGAGGAGGAUUAGAAUCAGGAAACCAUCAUCAGCUCAACCUGGAUUUGCAAAAGCCCAGGCUUCCACUGUGGCUAGACAAUGCAAAUUCUCAUCAUCAUCCUCAUCUUAACAACAUUGGAAAUCCAGGUUCUUCCAACGCUAAUUUCCAGCUAGCCUCAUCAAGUUCGUCCAGCUUGCCUGAAUUGGUUCAAAUGGCUACACAGAAUCAAUGGUUCAGUAGAGGACAACAAGAGGCAACCUUUGCUGGUGGGAACAUUAAUGCUAAUAAUUCAACAUCAUCAUCUGCAAUUCCGAGAGUGCUGAAAGAGGAACAAGAAAACAAAGGAAACCUAUCCGAAGCAAUAAGUUCACUUUACUACAGCAACAACCAUGAUACAAGCAAUCCACCAUCAGCUCCCAUGUCCGCUACUGCACUGCUGCAAAAAGCAGCUCAAAUGGGCUCAACCAGGAGCAGCAACUCUCCAAUUUUCGGCACUGGUUUCGGGCUCAUGAGCUCGUCUUUCUCAAAUCUUGGAAAUUUCAGUUCUUUGAACCAAACCCGGAAUGUUGAAGUCAACCAGAAUCUUGAUAAAGCUGAUCAUCAAAACCUGAAUGGGCUACAAGCUGACCCUGGAUUGUUGCUAGGAGACAUUGAUUCGAGCCCACUAACCCCAAUCCCAAACAGCGGGAAACAAAGCCAAUCGAGCGGGAUUGAAGCUGAAAGCAGCCUCACCAGGGAUUUUCUUGGAGUGGGAGGGAAUCAUGAAAACAGGCAGUUCUUGCAAGAAAACGAGCUGGCGAAGUUUGCUUCAAUUGGGUCAGCGAUGGACAUGAGCAGCCAUUACAGGAGAAAUUAAUCACUGAGGUGAAAAAAAUGAGUUACAGUUGAAUUGAAACAAACAAAUUAAGGUAAAAGGGUUGUGCAAGAGCGGGGAUGAUGAAAGGGGUUUGGAACAGAAGAGAUCUUGUGAACUGUCAGAGGUGGGGAUGCUGCAUGUUGGAAGAGACGUGACAGAACUGGUGAGAUGGCAAUCACAAGCGCGCAGGCAGAAAAUUCUUGUUACUGCAUGUAGAAAGUUUUUUGGUGCAUUAAUUUCUCUGUUGUUUUUGCUGCUACUGUUAGGGUUUUUGAAAAUAUGGACCACAAAGUUACUGUGUGCCUGUGAUUCGUUGGGGUCAGUGCUAUUUUAUGCAAUUUUGAGUUUUGAUCAA